GGGAGCAUUCCUCCAGAAAUUUGAACCGGACCACCAUAAGCAAUUGAAAACACCGUUUUUUUUUUUGCUUCUCACUAAUCAAUCAUAUAAUAAAUAAUUACAUUUCACCUUUCACAAAUAAAUCAGCCAUCCACAGUGCUUCGCCGACCACGUUUCCGACCCAUCCCACCACCAGCAAGCCACCGACCAGCUUCGCUUCACCGACUUUGGCGCCCGAUCGGUUCCGCUUGCGUGACUUGAUCGGACGAAGUCACCUGCAGUACAUCGACUACAAAGUAGAGUACGGGCUGCGUUACGAUCCAACGGCCGUGUUUUCGAGUAAACCCAAACGGCCACAACAAGAGCACGAACAACCGCCGCUGCAUACCAGUCCUCCGACCCUGGUGGUUGUUCCACCGAACGUUCAAAACGAUACCCUAGUGAUAAGCGACGAUAACAUUACCACGGUUAAGAUCCACCAACUGGAGUCAACGCCACCACUGAUCGAAGCGGUGGUGGCGGCCAGCACCACUGGAAGUGAAAACAUUAUGCGGCCACCGACGCGGGUGGAAACGGCCUUCGAGCUGUUGGGUGAUCGAUUGAGGGCCCUGCUCCUCAAUAGCCUGGUGCCGAACUCGACCGAGAGCCGGGUGAUCGAGAAGUUGAAGUCGCCGCUGUCGUUGUUCAGUGUGUUCAACGUGAUCAAGUUUGAAAACAGACCGUGUAUUGCGAGGCGCGAACAGCAGCUGGCCACGUUUUAUGGGAUAUGCUAUCACGAGAUGGAAUGCAGCCAGCUGGGCGGGGUGCCGAUGGAUCUUUGCGCCGGAGGUUUCGGAGUGUGCUGCGUUUUUCAGCUAGGUUGUAACGACCAAACGGCUCAGAACAUCAGCUACUUCCAGAGUCCGAACUAUCCGGCGGCGGUGCGCACCAAGCUGACGUGCACCUUCACCGUGGCCCUGCGAUGGAACGUGCGUCAGGUUCUGCUGGAGUUCAUAUUCUUCGAAAUGGGACCACCCACGGAGGGAAACUGCCUGGGCGAUCAGCUGAUCGUGACGGUGCAGAACGGCUUUCAGAAAUGGCCCGUUCUGUGCGGCGUCAACAGUGGACAGCAUCUGUACAUCCAAAUUGAUCGAGAUUAUUCUCAUUUUCUUCAUUUGACUGCCGUGUCCAACUCGAACGAGGCCAAAGCGUUCAAUAUACGGAUAACGCAGCUCACAUCGGCGGAAGCGCCGGAAGGCUGCCUGCAGUACUACACCGGGAUUAACGGGUACAUAAAAUCCUUCAAUUACGACAAUCAAUCCGCGGUGGUCACCGAGAAGAAGCCCAGUUAUCUGAACAACCUAAACUACGCGAUCUGUAUCCGGCGUGCACCAAACUUCUGUGCCGUUACGUUCGACAACAUCGGCGAAAAUGGCGAAGCGAACCAAUUCCAGCUUGUCAAUUUAGACGAAGAUGGCGCCAGCUUGAUCCGCCCGGGUACAGCCGGCGUCGAGAUCUACAACUGCCCGGACGACUUCAUCGCCAUCAACUACCUGCGGCUGUGUGGAGAACGGCUCAACGAUGGUGCCACCACCGAGGAUUACACCCGAAACAGUCCGGUAACGGAUGACAGUGGGGGACCUCUGGUUGUGGGCGUACGAACCAAUGCGGAAAACGUUGGACGAGGGUUCAAACUGCGAUAUCGACAGGAAAUUUGUCAGAAAGGUUAAAUAGACGGUACAUAAUAGUAA
Molecule: messenger RNA, 1709 nt
Organism: Aedes albopictus (Asian tiger mosquito)
Lineage: Eukaryota; Metazoa; Arthropoda; Insecta; Diptera; Culicidae
Exons: 6
Coding region: 528-1688 (386 amino acids)
Source: RefSeq, a predicted model, not a curated record